AUAAGGAACCCUCCAAGUAAGAGAGGAAAAGUUUCCCAAAUCUUUGUUAGAAUAAGAAGAUUUAGAUAUCUACUUGGGAUUUGAAUACAUUGAACACUUCUUCCUUUUUAUUAUAUUAUUUUAUUUUAUUUUUCCCCUUUGCGAUGAUGGCACAUGGGCGGCAAGGCAUGUGCCGUCUUUUCUGUGCGACUAUAUAAUGGUGCUCGAGAAGGCAAACCAGAUUCAUACUCAGCUCCUCUGUCUUCUCCUCUUCCAACUGUCAACUGUCUUUCAGUUGGUUCUACAGUUUGGUGGGCAGAUAGCUGACAAGAAGUGAGAACUCGUGGUCUCUUUAUUAUUGGACUGUAAUCUUCCUUGUUUUAUUUGCGAAGCAAGGGGACGAAGGUUUGUUGAUGGAGAGCAAGAGGCAGGUGGGUCCAUCUUCCUCACUUUCGGCUGAUAUUUUUGGCGAGAAGGAAUCGCCCCCUUCAUUGGGGACCUUCACGUCGAUUUUCCCGCCUCCUCAGACCGUAGCUGGGAGAAACCUGAGCCCCGAGCUUACAGGAUCUCCACCGAAGCAGUCACCGGGUAAUCAAGCAUGGAACAGCAGACAAGCUAAUUUCUCUGGGGGAGCAAGCGGGAACAUGCCCAGCCGGGAUGGCCCGAUUUUCGGGCAAGAGAGAGUGGAACCGUGUCACCUCAGCUCAUCCAUUUACUAUGGUGGUCAAGAUGUCUAUUCCCAGUCCCCAAGUACCCAGAAGCCGGGAUCAUAUCCCAUACAGUUCAAGAAAGACGGGGAAAAAGAUGAUCCAAAUGGCGCGAAUACAGAUGGUGCUUCAAGAGGAAACUGGUGGCAAGGUUCACUUUAUUACUAGAGCCUUGCCUUCCAAAGGGUGCCGAAGUCGGUAACUGUCUCUGAGGAAUUAAGAAGCUACAAGUACAACACAAGAUGCAGCAGUUUGGUACCAGACAGUGUUUGCGAAGCUCGGGAGGCGUUUGUACUUGGCAUUCAUGCUGUAAAAAUUAGUUGGACAGGAGACGUUGGAAAAGGCUUUAGUUUUGAGUCGCCUUUUAAUUGGACUGGUUAAUGUUUGCAAUUUAAGGUUGUGGAACACAUCCUUAACAACUUGUUCUGCACUUGUAUUAGUUUCCUAAUUCUAUUUCGGUGCCUUUCUUUCUAUACGAAGAUGAAUGUUCAAUA
Messenger RNA from Punica granatum (pomegranate), 1180 nucleotides. The record is from RefSeq and is a predicted model, not a curated record. Lineage: Eukaryota; Viridiplantae; Streptophyta; Magnoliopsida; Myrtales; Lythraceae.